Saccostrea cuccullata (small rock oyster) is the source of this 1929-nucleotide messenger RNA. RefSeq lists its product as uncharacterized. Lineage: Eukaryota; Metazoa; Mollusca; Bivalvia; Ostreida; Ostreidae. The coding region runs from base 136 to 1929 and encodes 597 amino acids. The record is from RefSeq and is a predicted model, not a curated record. The transcript has 6 exons.
UUAUGUACUUGAAAUCUUAGGUUUUUAAUUGGUUUAUUAGAUCGAUUUUCUAAUCAAUGAAUCGAAUUAAACUUCCUUCUAGCUAUGGCAUAUCGUUUAUAACGUGUUAACUUCUUUUCUGAUAUUUCUAACAAAAUGAUUAUCAUACUUCUAGUAUUUCUGCUUAAAACAGUGACUUCGGAGUACCUCCACUAUGACUGCUAUGGAUCUGGUUUGAUGGACGCCAACUGUUCAGUCACACAACAGAUAUAUCCCGUGGGGGUCAAGGUCGGGACAAAGGAGGCCAUGUUGAAUUGCUCCAAGGAAUAUACACCAGACCUUAACUGGACCAUGACUCAGUUUGAUCAGUGCUGUAAGCCAGAUCCUGGUGAUUUGUGUUAUGGGGACUAUGUUAAUGUCGGAGACCCGCUAAAUACGUUCAUAUUUUACGAUUAUUGCAUUGGAAGAAGCUCAUGCCGAAUUCUUCAAGUACAACGAGUGGAUACUUUAUACCUAGGUUGUGACCAAACGCUAUAUUAUCCACAAACAACGUUUAUGGCACUUGAAUAUGACUGCAUUGAUGAAUCAAAGAUUCUGAUAUUAAACACCAUUGAAGAUGUGUCAUCAGACCCCGGUGGUAGUGUUUAUUUGCAGGGACAUGACUAUCGGGUUCCUGGCAUUUCAUCUGCCAUUACAAUGUCAGCGUGUUCAAUCGAGGCCCCUUCCUGUGACAGCACCAUUACAAUAGAAGUUUUGGACCUUCGUUUGGCCGCUGAUGGUUCUGAUUGCAAACAGUCAAUCACCAUAAUUGACGGAUACCGUUACACAAAUUUAUCUUGUAUAAACAAUAUCAAUUUUACUAGGUUCACCGUGGCUUCUGAGUACAACUAUCUGAACGUUACUUUUUACAAUUCUAUGACGUCCAGUGGGGGUCAUUUUUGGUUUGGAUUUAGAGGUGCACAUUCGGAUGUUAUACGUAUAGACUGUCCAGCAAAACCUCCUGUAACUGACUGUAAUUUUACAACAACAACAACAACAUCAACAUCUACAACCACUGAGUUAGACACGAGUACUACCGAAUCAGAAACAACAAGUACAGUAUCAGUUACUAACAGUACCCAGCUAUUCACUGGAACAGUAUCUAAUCCUGCUCCUCCCCAAGAUGAUACAGAAAAUAAAGAUAUUAUCUACAUAACGGUGGGAAUAGUUCUGGCUGUAUUGAUGAUGCUUAUACUGAUAGCGUGUCACUGUUUCAAUAAAAAGAGAAAAGGCAAAAUAAAUCCACAGAAUAAUACUCAAAACGAGAUACAAAAAAGCACGGACGUAGAAAAGUCCCUUUAUCAGGAAGAGUAUGAAAAUAGAAAUCAAUCAGAGCCUGAAAUAGAUACAUGUGAUAUGGCAAAUGAAUCUAAACACAAGGAGAAGAAGAAGAAAAUGAAGAAGAACAAGAAGAAACUUGCCAAAAAGAAUAAAGAAAAAAAGCAUUCAUCAGAAAACGUGGAUGAAAAUGAAAAUGCACCACAAAAUGAAGUUGUAGACAUAGGUUUAUCUGCAUCAACCUCGACUGAUAUCGUGAAUCACACCCAGCACCGUAAAAACAAACAUAAAAAGAAAAGGCAAAAAGAAAAACAUUCCAAACACGAAGAAAAUUCUGAUAUUGUCUACGCAAAUUUCGGAGAGAAUAUUAACAUGCCCCAAACCGAUGAUCUUGAAGCUAAUGAAUACAGGCCAACCUCCUCGGUAGAUGUCCCUGAUGAGCUCACGGAAUCAAAAUCACGUGAUGUGAUGAAGAAAAAGAAGAGGAAGAAGAAAAAUGAAUUGAAUCUCGAUGAAGAAACUGUAGAGGAAGAAAGGCAAAGAAAAGUCAAAAAGAAAAAGAAGAAACAUCGACGUGAAUUGAAUGAAACGAAUGACGGGCAUACCAUUACAACUAACGAUAUUCAAAAAUAG